CGUUUCUUCUCCCGCGUCCCAGGAUGGCGGCGGCUGAUCUGAGAGACGAGCUGAGCUGCUCCAUCUGCCUGAGCGUUUAUACUGAUCCUGUGUCCCUGCCCUGUAGCCAUAACUUCUGCCGGGGCUGCAUUGGGGGGGUGCUGGGUACCCAGGAGGGGUCUGGGGGUUAUUCCUGCCCUGAAUGCAGAGCCGAGUAUCGGGAACGCCCGGCCCUGCCCAGGAACAGAACUCUGGGGAACAUUGCAGAGCGAUUCCUUUCUGCUCAGCCGGAGCCGGGGGAGACUGGGAUCCUCUGCACUUACUGUGACUCCCCUGUGGCUGCUGUUAAAUCCUGUGAGCAGUGUGAGACCUCCCUGUGUGAUACCCACUUACACAAGCACAACAAGUCUGUACGGCACGUCCUAACUGAGCCCACCAACUCCUUUAUGGGAAAAAAAUGCUCCACCCACAGAAAGAUCCUGGAGUAUUACUGCCCUGAGGACUCUGCCUGUGUCUGUGUGUCCUGCUGCCUGGCCGGGGGGCACCGGGGCCACAGGGUGGAGCUGCUGAGUGAGGCCUCUGAGAAGAAGAAAGAGAAACUGAGGAAAGUUCUGGAGAAACUGAGCCCAGAGAGAGAGGAGACUGAGAGAGGAGCCCAGAGGCUGCAGGAGCGCAGGAGAGACGUGGCAGAAAGAGCAGCCGGUGAGACAGAGAGAGUCACUGCCCUGUUUAGAGACAUCAGGGAAGAGCUGGAAGCCCUAGAGAAGAGACUCCUGAGUGACAUCUCCAGACAGAAAGAGGAGAUUUCCCUCCAACUCACUGAGCUGAUCCAACAGCUGGAAAUAAAGAAGGACGAGCUGUCCGGGAAGAUCCAGCACAUUGAGGAGCUGUGCAACAUGGCAGCUCCACUCACUGUCCUACAGGAACAAUGGGAAUCAGAUGGAGCUGCAGAUACUGAGGGCAGAGAGACAGAGGGUAUAAAGGCCCCGGCUGUAGGGGAUCUGGAUAAGGGACUGAUCUCAGAGACAUUACUCACAGGCUUAGCUGGGAUUGUGACUGGGGUAAAGAGAAGGAUCUAUGGGCAGGAGGCUACAGACCUGGUACUGGAUAUAAAUACAGCUUAUGAACAUGUUGCUUUAUCAGAGGACAGGAAAACUGCAUCCCGGUCAGAGACUGCCCUGUGUUACCCACACACACCAGAGAGGUUUAUAGAAUACGCCCAAGUGUUAAGCAGCAGGGGUUUCCCAUCAGGGCGACAUUACUGGGAAGUGGAGGGCAGUGAGUCAGGGGAGUGGGAGGUUGGGGCGGCCUAUCCCAGUAUAGAGAGAGAAGGAGAUCAUUCCAGUUUAGGAGAUAAUAUUAAAUCCUGGAGUUUGCGUAGAUUAUAUCGCAGUAUUACAGUGGCACAUAACUGCAUAAAAACUCCUGUAUCCCCCUCCUGCUGGAGAUUCAGAAUCUCAUUGGACUAUGAGGCCGGACAUUUGUCCUUCUAUGAGCUGAGUGAGCCAAUCAGGCACUUACACACCUUCACUGCCUCCUUCACUGAGCCCCUGCACCCUGCAUUCUAUGUGUAUGGUAACGGCUGGGUGAGAAUCUGCAGCUGAUCCCAUUAGGCUAAUACCAUGCGUAUAGUGUAUAUUUUCAG
Xenopus tropicalis (tropical clawed frog) is the source of this 1624-nucleotide messenger RNA. Its product is annotated as E3 ubiquitin-protein ligase TRIM39-like. NCBI's taxonomy places the organism in Eukaryota, Metazoa, Chordata, Amphibia, Anura, Pipidae. The coding region runs from base 24 to 1583 and encodes 519 amino acids. The record is from RefSeq and is a predicted model, not a curated record. The transcript has a single exon. Gene Ontology annotation, molecular function: zinc ion binding. Gene Ontology annotation, biological process: antiviral innate immune response. Gene Ontology annotation, cellular component: cytoplasm.